CCGGCUCGUGAUUCCUCGCGGCACAUAAAGACAACCAGAGACCACGCCGACCAGUCCCGGAAAACAGACCGACAAUCUCUACCUAGAUCUUGCCUCGCUGUUCAGAAUGAAGCUCGCACUCCCCGUCGCGGCCCUAGCCUCCGCCCUCCCGCAGACAGCAUCCACCCCCCCUCCGUCCUUCAAAAUCACAAACGUCGUAUCCGGCGGCACCGGCUGCCCCUCAGGCAGCAUCAACGUAGAAUGGACCGACGACGCGGUCCUCCCGAUCCAUUUUGGACCGGACUUCAUCGCCGCCGUGGGUCCCGGGGUAGCCACCGCAGACAGUCGCAAGUUCUGCCAGCUAAACUUGGCGCUGGCAUACAGCGCGGGCUUCAGCUUUGCCGUGUACAGCGUGUCGUACACGGGGUUCGCCGACGUGGACGCGGGCGUCACUGGGACGGUGGGGAGUAACUGCUAUUUCUCGGGGGAGACGGAUCAGACAUGGACGUCCACAACCCUGACUGGGCCAGCGAGGCUCGACUUCGCAAAGCGCGAUGCUGCCAAUGUUGCGCUCUGGUCGCCGUGCAGCGGGGCCGCGCUGUUCAAUGUCGAUGCGAGUGUGGCGCUGACGCCGCUUGCUGGGUCGGCGAGCGGGGUGCUAGGGAUCGCCGAGGAGAGCGGGAGGCUGAGCAACAGUCUGUAUGUUGUGUGGAAGAAGUGCGAGCAGACGUAGGGCAUGAGGGGAUACGCCAGGGGUGGAGCGAGCGAGUCUGUCAGAGAGGGAACGGAGUGGUUGUGCU
Didymella exigua CBS 183.55 is the source of this 779-nucleotide messenger RNA. RefSeq lists its product as uncharacterized. The coding region runs from base 107 to 712 and encodes 201 amino acids. The record is from RefSeq and is a predicted model, not a curated record. NCBI's taxonomy places the organism in Eukaryota, Fungi, Ascomycota, Dothideomycetes, Pleosporales, Didymellaceae. The transcript has 3 exons.